Macrobrachium nipponense is the source of this 8573-nucleotide messenger RNA. RefSeq lists its product as uncharacterized. The record is from RefSeq and is a predicted model, not a curated record. NCBI's taxonomy places the organism in Eukaryota, Metazoa, Arthropoda, Malacostraca, Decapoda, Palaemonidae. Bases 1 to 1107 code for a protein of 368 amino acids. The transcript has 5 exons.
AUGGAUGAGGAAGAUGUGGCCAGUCCUGAUGGUAAAGAAUUCAGGAAGGAAGCGAAAUCGGCUUCAACCCUAGUUCCGACUAUAGAACAAGAAGUUGUUGGUUCUUCAGCCCCGCUGCCGUGUCAAGGUGAAAAGGAACAGGUAACUGAGGAAUUUCCCAUUUCACAGGAGGGACCCAGUUGGCAUGUUUCUGGUCAGACUGAUUUCGCAACCGUCCUCAGGAGUUUAGUCUUGAUACACAUUACUUUACGAUUAUGUGCAAUGGGAAGUUACGUUCCAGAUGCACCGAGACUCACGUGCGCUUUCCCUGUCACACCCCUCCACUUCCCACUUGCCCUUCCUCCAAACGACAAGAAGGUUUGGAAAUACUGCAGCAACUUGAUGAAUAAUUUCUUUUACAACAGGUUUAGGAGCAAGCAACGGGAGAAGUAUGCUAAGGCAAUGGAAAACCAGAGAUUGAAAAUUGGUAGUGGGAAUAAUAUUGGAGGUCUUACUGCUCACCCGUCCAAAAGAUUGCAGGCAAUAACUUUAGAACUGACAAAGAACACUGAGAAAACAGAGUCACUGUUUUCUCUCUUGAUACCAGAUAUUGAACUAAGCAAAGAAGAGAAGCAGCUGUUAAGAGAUGAAGCAUCCUGCGAAAUGAAAGAACAAAGUUCUUCAUCCGAGACUGUUAAAGCUUCAUCUCCCACUUCUUCUACAGAAAAGGACAAAGCUUCAACACCUACAGGUUCCACUGAAAAAGUGCAGGAAACUAGUGGGCAAUAUUCUUUGGGAGUGAAACGAGAAAAAGACAAUUCUCUCAUUGUUGAAGAAUUGCGGACAUUACGCGAUCACCAAAAUGACCUUAUAACUCAGUUAAUGACAGAACUUGCUCAAAUGGAAAAAGAAAACAUCCACCUUAGAAGCCAGGUUAGAGAAUUGCAGAGCAAAUGCGAACAGUAUGAGGGAGAAAAGCGACGGAUGAGGGCCAUGGCUGACUCCAGUUGUUCACCAUUUGUGUUUUCACCGCUGAGUGAAUUCUCUCCUGACCCUCCAAGUUUCCCUGAUCUGGCUCCCUUAGAGCUACCCCCUUUAGACUUCAUGGACAACUGCGAUAAAGAAUGAUAAGUAAAAAGUACAAACACUUCUACCAUUGAACUUUUGAGUUGGAAAGUGAUAUCAGUGUAGAAUCACUCAAUAUAGUUUUCUUCUGUCUUCCUUGACUUUUUAAUAUGCAUGUAUUAAGUCUGAAUAAAAAAUAACCAUAACCAUUCAAGUGGACACGUUAAUAUAUUUCUGAUUGUUCCAUUUUCAAUAAGCAUAUCAAAAAUUUUAUUUUAUCUUUUAUAUCUUACAAUGUAUCGGAAAUGCAGUCAAUCCUUGAUUAUUUAUGCAGUUAGAUCAGUACACUACUUCUGUAUAAAGCUGUUAAUAUUUGUGACUAAGCCUAGAUAUAGCAAGAUAUUGUUACACUAUUACUUGCGUAUCUAUUCUAUGUGAUAACACUGCCAUUGCCUUUACAGAAAACUAAAUACUGUAACUAGUAAUUAGUAAAAUGAACAAGUUGAGGUACACUACUGUAUUUGCAGUUAUUGAAGAUUCUGAAUAUGCUAUAGUUAGAUUCAUAUGAAUAGAAAUACAUUAGGGAUUUUUUCAGUGGGCUUUAUUCCAUGUCUCUCAACAUUUCUGAUAUUUUUUGUGUCGGUUUUAUUAUUGGGGCUCACAAUUUGGCUGUUGAUAAAGUUUUAUGGUAUAUGUAGAGAAUAUUACUUAAAUAGAUGCAGCCAGCAUUUUGGAUGAUCGAUAAUGCAUAGUAAAACAAGGCAAUGAAGUGUUUAAUUGUGAUUACUGUUAUGUUAAGAGUGUGUAUUCUAAUGUCGGGGUGGGUUCUUGGUAGAACAGUAUAUUCUAUUUCAAUAUUUAUGGUUGUUAGGUUUCUUGGUGCAAAAGUUACAAAUUCAGUAUGCCUUUAAUCCUUAAAGCUCAGUAUACUAUAUAUGUAUAUAUAUAUAUAGUACUCGUAAAAGAAAUUUGAGGAGUUUUGCAUAGAUUUCAAUUGCAGAAACAAUUUUUUUAAAUUCUGGAUAUAAAUUUCAGUUGAUUUUAACCCCAUUACUUAGAAUGCUUUUUCAUUUGUCAACAAAAAGCACUGAUGAAAACUUCGGAGAGGAAGUUACUGUUGUGGGAAUGUACAGUACAUAUAGCUACAAGACAUUGGUAAGUCAGAUUAUCUCAGAUUUCAUUUGGCAAAUGUAUUGUUUCCCCAGGCAUGAUUUGUUUGGUAAAGAAUUGCUUUUCAACCUUUUUCACUAAACUUUACCACUCAUCCUUUAUUCUUUUGUCUUUUGUUAUAUCAUCAACUGACCAUUUAACCUUUCUGUUUUAUUCAUCAGAAUCAGAGUCAUUUCAACUCUCCUCUUCUGGUGUAAGUGCCUAAAUUUGCAAAGAAGCUUUUAGUGUGUUUUCAUUUUACUUGGGGAGAAUUUCAGGUUAAAUUAUAUUCUCCUUUUUAGACUUUCAUGUUUGGUUUCUAGGCAUCUCAGGGGGUUUUAGCAGUUACUUGUUGUGUUAGUGGAGUGUAGCUAACCUAGGGUUUUUAUAUUAAGAUGUAGAGUUUUGUGGCGAAAGAAAAACAUUGUUCUUCCUUAAGUAGUUUUACUUUGGUAUAAUUUUUUUUUGUUUUUCACAGUUGUAUAAUUUACUUUGUUUCACAAGGGUUAUAUAUCUUGCAUGCUGCAAGUGUUGAGUAUCACUUGAAGUUUAUUUUAUGUCUGACCUUACCUACUGUACCAGCAAGAAUUGGUGGCACAGGUGAUGUUUGUGUAGCUACGAUAGGAAUUGUCCUCUGUGCCUGAAAAACACACUGUAGUUGUAGACACUUGAGCAAAAGGCACCAGUUUGGCAACUAUGGCCUGGGACCCUGGUGGUGGAUUAGUUUACCAUGAGUCAUAGCAACAGGCUCUUGGUUUAUUGUUCAUUCCUGCUGGGAACUGACUGCUUGAAAGUUCAGAUAAUGAACCCUUGGGAUAAACUAGGAGUUUUUGCCUUUAUUCCCAUGACCCUUCUGGGGAAGGUGCUGGAUGAAUUUUGUUGACCAGCAACAUCAGUAUGACAUUGAUAACCCUCAUAGCCCUUUGGUUACUCAGUCAGGCAAUUUUCAUAGCAGGCCAAGCGGAACAUUGGCAAUAUCCAAAUAGCAUUUUUGUAUCCGUAAUCAAGAGCAAUAGGUUAGCUUUGUUGCAAGUUUUGAGACCAAAGGAACUGAUCUUGUAAAAGCUCCCAGUGGGAACUUUCUAAAGCUCCACUUGAAUCAUUGGAGCAAGCCACUUUUUUUGCAUCAUACUGUAUCUUUGCAGUGAGUCAGUUAACUUCUUGUUUAACAAACUAACUUCAUUGCAGACCCUAAAUAUCGUUGAAAGGGGAUCUUUCUACGUCAUAUUUUGCCAUGAUGUCCGUCUUAGGCUAUUCUCAGGAGAUUGAGGCUCUCCAUAGUCCGGAGUGGUGGUACAGUGACAAAGGGGGAAGGUGAUCAUUUUAAAGUUGAUAGAGACAUGAAAUAAGAGCCAUUUUUUAUUAUAUAUAUUAAAUGUAAUCAGGAUAGUAUUAAUAUGGUGUUGUUGGCAUGGAUUCAAAAAUGGAUAGAUACUCAUUAGGACUGGUGGGAGCAGCAGGAUAAGUUGUUCCUGCAUCUGGGGAGGCUUCCAGGCUCAGAAUUCUUUUGUCAUUCCCACAGUCCUCAUCUCAUUCACCCAUUAUGGCAUCCCAGGCAACUUAAGGGUUAUCUGUUUCUGUAUUGCACAUGGAUAAUACUAUCUCCUGAGGAUACCAUUAGAAAUUUGUGUGGAUCAAUUUUUUCCUUGCAACAGGCUUAGUGAGUAAUUAAAGAGAGAUAUUGUAAACAAGUACUAUAUUCUUUUCACAAUGUCUAGUGUUACUACUCAAGUGUAAUUAGGCUUAAGCCAAACUCUUUCAGUCAUACAUUUGAAGUAUUGUUAGAAAUACAGGUUUCCUGUUUCUCCUCCCAGCCCCAUAUUAAGCGCCUCAGCGGCGUGGUUGGUAUGGUAUUAGCGUCCCACCUCGGUGGUUGUGGGUUUGAUUCUCGGCCAUUCCAUUGAAGAGUGAGAGAUGUGUAUUUCUGGUGAUAGAAGUUCACUUUCGACGUGGUUCAGAAGUCACGUAAAGCCGUUGGUCCCGUUGCUGAAUAACCACCGGUUCCAUGCAACGUAAAAGCACCAUACAAAAAAACCCAGCCCCAUAUUCCCAUUGUCAGAUGUGCAGUGACACAGACUUGAGUUGGAUUGAAAGGCGAGAUCUACCUUCUGCUCCACAUGUGCUAAAUACUCACACAUUGAUAACUCCUCUUCAAAGUUUUGUCUGUGUAUUUCCUUGACCUAUAAAAAAGCAUUAUUGUUUAAGCUAUGAUAUAUAAAAAUUUAUUUGUAGAAGUCUCCAUAUUUUGAGAUAAAUAGCUCUCACUGCAAUUUCAUAUGCUCUAGUAUGAGAAAUUUGGUUACUAGAAAUGGUGAUUAAAUAUUUUGCAUAGUAGUAUAUAAAUGAUGAAAGUGGCAUAAAUUACAAAUGCUUCUUGCCAUGCUUUUUUUUUAUAUAAUGAGUAAAUAACAAUAAGAUUGGUUUGUGGUAAAUUUGGUUAAUAGUAUAGAAGAAUUUCAGUGCCACUGUUAAGUACGAAUACAUAGUGAUCAUAGGUGAAUGGUCUUCGACCAUCCUUCACCUGAUCUACGCAUGUGUUGCCAGAUAUCACAAGAUUCCUUGCUUUCAUCUGUUUUUUAACUAGAUCCAGCUAGGCGCAAGAAAUUAUCCUAUUGUUAAGACCUGAGGUUUGUAGCUAUAAAAAUACAAAUUGUCUUAGAAAAUUUGUCAUAUUACAAGUUUUAAUUGUCCAUGUUUUUGUGUAUUUAAAAGGUCUUGGUUAGUUACUGUGUAAAGAUUAGAGUACUUGUUGCUCAUAAGUUUAUAUUGAUUUACAUUAAAUUUUUUUUUCAUGUGUUUUGUGAAGCUGAUAUACCCUUAUCUUAGGCACAUUUUUGUUUGUUUUCCAAAUAGUAUGUGCUGUUCAGAUAGCUGUAGUUAAUGCAGUAUAUUUAGUUUACUUUGCUUAUUAUUUGUAGAAGGAUGCACUGUAAAUUGGUGUUUUGUGCUGCUCAGCUGGAAAAUUGAAGGAAAUAUCAUGCAUUUUGUUAUUUGAAAUUGCUUAUUUUGUUUUUUUGUUGGCUGAAUUACAUCUUACCUGGAGGUAUAAUGUUCUGAGGUACUGAAGCAUUGUUUGUCAAAAGAUUUGAGGAGAUUGUUCUUUCAAUAUUUUGUUGGGGUUUGCAAGUGAGGUCUUUCCUAAGUUUUGGGAUUUCUUUUUAUACAGAGAAAAAUGUGCAAUACUAUAUGUAAAGGCAUACAUCCUUAAGUCUGGUUAUUUAAUAAUGAAACUAAUAAACUGGUUUCAACUAUUAAUUCAUGAUUAUCCAUAGCUUUAAGAAAGGUUGUAUUUCCUCAACAUAUGUCAUCCUUCUGGUACAAAUGAAAUGAUUACAGCAAAACUUUUCUGUCAUUUAGUAUUUAAUGUUUUAGUAUGCUGAGUUCCCGUGGCAGAGGAUCAGUUGCUAUACUUUGUAAGCAAGACUUUGGUCGAUUGUGCUUUAUGUCAGUUUCAUCCAGGAUGAGAAGGGUCUUCAUUUGAUUUUUAACCUCUUUCCUCUUUUUGUGUUGUGUAAGUUCUCAACGUUGAGAUACUUUUUUUGCCUGCAUUCUUUCCUCUUAGUGACAACUCUUUGAUGAUGAUGUAAUUACCUAGAGAUAUCAGGUGAUCUGUAGUACAACACAGAUUAUCAACAGGUGAAUAUUUUUAUCGAAGAGAUAUUUAGUCUCUCGUCAGGGAAGUUUGUUUUGACGGAUUAGUGUUACUUGUCAUUUGACUUUCAUCCUGCCUUUGAAGAGAGAUGAGAUAUUGCAGUAACUACCUUUUAAGUUGCAGGAACUUUUAACAAGUCAUAUUUUGUAUAGUUGUUAAAUUGGUCUUAUUGCUCAGUAGUGUUUGUAGUUGACUGAGCUUUGAAUCAUGAAAGAUAUUUUAAUGCAGUCUAGUUUUGAAUCAUGAAAGGUUACUUUAAUGCAAUCUAGUUUAUAUUUUGCACUGCACAUGGUUCUGGACUGAUGUUCAGUUUAUCAUGAAACCUCACUUUGUAAGGAAUUUAUUUUCUCAUGUUUAUUACUGCAAGAUUGUUGUGUAUGUGAUGAUGACAAAGUGCUUACAUAUAUGCUUUUAUUAUAUUGUCUAGAGCACUAGCCAUAUUAAAGGAAAUGCUUCAUGUGUAAUUGUAGAUGCUUAAUGAAUGACCUUUCAUUUCUUUUGUAGAGGCCUUUUUAUGCUCAUAAGUUUUUGCUGUUUAGCUUAAGGCUAACUAAGCCAAGGUUCAGAUUAUUUGAUCUUGAUUAUUGAUGUUUGUGAGCUUUAAAUAAAUUUGGAUCCAGUUUUGAUAAUGUAAAUUCUUGUGUACAUUCAACCUGAAUUAGUUAUCUAACCACUUUCUGAUUGCCUAAACAUUUGAAUUCAGGUCCUAUAUGGGAUGAUUAUUUGAAGGAACUACUACAUAUUUUUAUUUUUUUAUGGACACUGAUUAAUGGAAUUUAUUGAAAUUUAAUUUUUGAAUUGUGAGUACUGCUCUGUAUAUUUUUAGAAUGCAGUGUUCCCAUUUCAUAACCUUCUUUUUUUUCAUUGGUCUGCAUACUUUUAGGCAUUUUCUUGAUCUAGUGUCUAAAUUUUGAUGUAGAUUUUUAACAAAUUACAGUGCAGAUAAUCUUGUAGUUAAUUUUUUUUUUUUUUUUUUUUUUUUUUUUUUUUUUUUUUUUUGAGAUUUACAAUAUACACAGAGUGAUAGCUGAAUAUUGAUGAAAUACGUAUAAUUCUUCACUUUUACUAUAAUUCUUCACUUUUACUAAGAUGGUAUGCAAUAGUAGUAUAUAAGAAUAUGGGAUUUAAAAUAUAUAAGAAGUUUUACAUGAAGGUCCCUAUACUUUAAUUGCUUACCGAAGGAUACCUUACUUCCCAGUUUUGAUUUAAUACAAUAUCAAGUUUUAUGAAUGAAAUAUUGGAAGGUUUCCUAUACAUAUCUGUACUAGAAAUGCAUACAAAAUUAUCUUUAUUCUAGUUUAAUUUAUGAUGUGUAAGGUGUAGUCUUUCAUUUGGGCAGUUCCUUAGGAAGUGUGACCUAAGGUGUAUAUUUUUCUUAUUCUCUUUAUAGAUAAAUUGUGUAUACAAUAGCCUAAAAUAAAUUGACUUUCCAUAGUCCAGUAAAGUUGAUAAAUUUUCAAACUACUUGAUGGUAUUGCAUGUGCCAUAACUGAGCAGCUAGAUACUCUAUCAAAACUUAACAUAAUUUAUCAAAACUUAACAUAAUUUAAACAUUCUAUUUUAUGUCUUCUUUUGUUAGUGGGAUGUUUAGGUACUGCCACAACUGUUGCCGUUGUUCAUUGUGCUGUUCAUCUUUCAAAGGUCUGUUGAUGACAAAGUUCAAAAUUUGUGACAUUAUUCAGAAAACUGUUCUGAAAUCUUGUGAUUCUGGAUAAUGUUAUGGAAAGGGAAAACGUGUACUAUUAUUCCUGACUUGUUUAAAACAAUGUAAUUUCUCUAAAACUAUACACAACUGAUUUAUUUUGGUGAGGUAUUUUUUAAUGGCAUGUGAAUUUGUAACUUUUUAUAAUGAUAUUGCGGUAUGGAUGCAUAAAUAAAUGUUAUCACAUAGGAAAUUAUGGUAUGAAAGUCAAACUUUGAAUAUGAUUCUACUUGAUGGGUUUAGUAGUUUUAGGAAUGCUGUCUGAAACUGCUGUGGCAUUAAUCAAUACUUUUGCUGCAUCUUUAGAUGUAUUGCAAGUUGAAAUUUUUAUGUUGAAUCCAUUUUAGAGUAUAUGGGUAUUGAUUGAAUUAUGUUCUAGAGCUUUUAAGCAAUUUUUUUCUGUGAUUUUAUGGGUAUUCGUAGAUGUGAAAGAAAUGUUUACGCAGCAUGCACAAUUGCAAAAUUUUCGAGAUGAAAACAUUAAUGAGUACUGUAUAGUGUAAUGUGCAAGCGUUUCUUUAUGAUGUUUUUGUGCAUAAAACGGAAUAUAAUAAGUAGGAGAAUUGAGUGCAUUGUGAAUGAAAAUAUAAGGAUAGAUAUGUUUAUUGCACUGUGUGGAAAAUGUGUCAUUUUUGUAGUUUUAUUUUUAUAUUUUUAUUUAUUUUUUUAGGUUUGUGCUUAAAAAUCCAAAAUUCCAAUUAUUUUAGAAAUUUAUUUCAUCAAAUUAAUAUUAGUAAAUUUUUUCGAACAAUGUUGUUUAGAAUUUAUCUAUGUUGGGGACCAUGUUUUUAGGCUUCAGUGCAGUUCUUGUUUGCUAAAUAUCAGGUCUUACAAGACUGUUCGGUAUAAAGUGUACAUAGGUUUGUAUUUCAUCUGUAGAUUGAAAUUGUUUGAUACAUUUCCAUUUUUUUUUUCUCAUAUGAUUAUUAAGAUUAAUAUACUGUAAUGUAUAACACUUGUUACUUUUAUACUUAGGUGUUCACACAUGUAAACUCAAAAAAGAUGAAAUAAUAAUUUUUGUUGUAA